Doryrhamphus excisus (bluestripe pipefish) is the source of this 3653-nucleotide messenger RNA. It is a transcript of the gene grk6, whose product is annotated as G protein-coupled receptor kinase 6. Gene Ontology annotation, biological process: protein phosphorylation; regulation of signal transduction; signal transduction. The record is from RefSeq and is a predicted model, not a curated record. NCBI's taxonomy places the organism in Eukaryota, Metazoa, Chordata, Actinopteri, Syngnathiformes, Syngnathidae. Gene Ontology annotation, cellular component: cytoplasm. Gene Ontology annotation, molecular function: G protein-coupled receptor kinase activity; ATP binding.
CGGAGAGAGAAGGGGGAGGACUACGGAUGUCACCGGACAGGACUGCGGGGUAAGCAGAGAGUGGAGGGGCUGAAUCUUCCUCCUCGGGUCGGCCGGUGGGAGGAGGUGGUGAACCGUGUUAAGGCAGCUUGAAUCCUCCGAGGUGGAGGUGUACGGGGGUGUUGGAGCCCGACCCGGUUGUUGCUGCUGCUGCUGCUGUUAAUCUGAGACAACAUGGAGUUGGAGAACAUCGUGGCCAACACGGUGCUACUGAAAGCUCGGGAAGGGGGCUGUGGAAACAGAAAAGGCAAGAGUAAAAAAUGGAAGCAGAUGCUGCAUUUCCCCCACAUCAGUUUGUGCGAAGAGCUGCGGCAAUCCACUGAGAAAGACUACAGCAGCCUAUGUGAGCGCCAACCCAUCGGACGUUUACUCUUUCGGGAGUUUUGUGAGACUCGACCCGAGCUGAGGCGCUGCGUCAAGUUUCUGGACGCCACGGCCGAGUACGAGGUGACGCCAGAUGAGAAGAGGAAGGAGUGCGGAGAAGAACUAAUUGACGUAUUCUUCAAUCCAAAGAGUGAGGACCACUUGCCGGAGGUGGAGGAGGCCAUGAAGGCUCAGUGCGCCGAGCGGCUGCAGCAAGAGGCAUGCAAAGAGCUCUUCAAGGACUGUACCAAAUUGAUCCAUGACUUCCUGAGUGUUGCGCCCUUUGCGGACUACCUCGACAGCAUGUACUACAAUAGGUUCCUGCAGUGGAAAUGGCUGGAGAGGCAACCAGUAACAAAGAAUACAUUCAGACAGUACAGAGUUUUAGGGAAAGGGGGAUUUGGAGAGGUGUGUGCGUGUCAGGUACGGGCCACGGGGAAAAUGUACGCCUGUAAGAAGCUGGAGAAAAAGAGGAUCAAGAAGCGUAAAGGAGAGUCCAUGGCGCUCAACGAGAAGCAGAUUCUGGAGAAAGUCAACAGCCGAUUUGUUGUAAGCUUAGCGUACGCAUACGAGACCAAAGACACUCUUUGUCUCGUGUUGACGCUCAUGAACGGAGGUGACCUCAAGUUUCACAUCUAUCACAUGGGCGAGGCAGGCUUUGACGAGAAGAGAGCCGUUUUUUACUCCGCUGAGAUCUGCUGUGGGUUGGAAGACCUGCACAGGGAACACAUCGUCUACAGAGAUCUCAAACCAGAAAACAUCCUGCUGGAUGACCACGGACACAUCAGGAUAUCAGACCUGGGUCUAGCCGUCCACGUACCAGAGGGCCAGACCAUCAAGGGCCGGGUGGGAACGGUCGGAUACAUGGCGCCGGAAGUAGUGAAGAAUGAAUCUUACACCUUCAGCCCCGACUGGUGGGCGCUGGGGUGCCUUCUGUACGAGAUGAUCGAGGGUCAGUCGCCCUUCCAGCAGAGGAAGAAGAAGAUCAAGCGUGAGGAAGUGGAGCGGCUGGUGAAGGAGGUGGAGGAAGAAUAUUCCAGCAAGUUCUCAGAGGAGGCCAAGUCCCUCUGUAAAGCGCUGUUAGCUAAAGACCCCAGAGUGAGAGUGGGCUGCCAGGGAGGCGGAGCCUCCGAGGUGAAAGCACAUCCCAUCUUUCAGUCCAUUAAUUUCAAUCGUCUGGAAGCAGGAAUGUUGCAAGCGCCAUUCAUUCCUGAUCCACAGGCCAUUUACUGCAAAGACGUGCUGGACAUCGAGCAGUUCUCCACCGUUAAAGGCGUGGAGCUAGAGCCAAAAGAUGAGUCCUUCUAUAGCAAAGUAUCCACAGGCAGCAUUUCCAUUCCCUGGCAGAACGAGAUGAUAGAAACAGAAUGUUUCGCCGAGCUCAACUUUUUCUACCCUGACGGGACGGUUCCCCCGGACCUGGAUUGGCGAGGACAGCCGUCCCCGCCCCCCAAGCAGGGACUCCUACAGCGGCUGUUUGGCAGACAGGACUGCUGUGGCAACUGCAGCGACAGUGACGAGGAGCCAACCAGGCUGUGACACACACACACAGACCACAGAUACCAUUCGUUUACAACUUUUUGCACAUUUAUAUAAAAAAAAAAGAUAGUCUAUCUCUAAAUGUCAGAAUGUAUUUUCAGCAUAGCCAUAAUGUUCCAAUGUUAUUUAAAAGAGUGUAAAAUAUCAGCCGAGACUCGUGGGAUUUAUUUUUCAUCCUCUCUCUCUGCUGGCUCCAACUGGAACAUUGGCUGGCCUGCUGUAAAAGUGCCUUGCCGAAGGGCACAGUGACAGUGCUUACUAGAAAGGGCGGAGCCUUCCCCGUUUUUUCUCCAGGGAAUAAAACUAGUGACUUUUUUUUUUUUUUAAACGUAACGCCUUCACUUCGCUCUGCUGUGACCAACCUUUGCUCUUUUUUGGCUAUUUUAUUUCUUCUAAUUAACUCUCUGUAAGUGUUUAAUGAAGCCAUCUGCAGGUGUCUUCAUAUAAAUAUAUAUAUUUUUUCUUUUUGUCAGUUUGAUGUAUACAAUGGGAUGCAACUGUACAUAUUGGCCUACUUUGGUUAAAAUAGGAACUAUUUGGACGGUGAGAAUGAAGACAUUGACGCCUCACUGUAUGACUUGCAAAGCAUUUUUGACAGCCAUAGUUCUGACAAAAAGCACAUUCUUUUUUUUUUUUCUUUUCUUCUGUUGUAAUCUUACAGGAAUAAAGUUAGAUUUUUAUUGAAAUCAAACCCCAAAUACCCCAAUGUACCAAAAUAAAGUAAAGAUUUAAAAAUGCAAUGUUACAAAAGUAAGCAUGUUAUAUCAUUAGUUGUAUUUUGUUGUAAUGCAUAGCCAUGUUUUUUUUUUGUUUUUUUUUCCAACCCAUCAAUUUUGGCUCAAUCGGGGGCUCUGUAGUAAUGAUCCAAAAUAUCCACUUAAAAGAUUUUUACAAUUUUUCCUCUGGAUUAUUUUAGCAUAAAAUGCACAUUAUUGUCCUAAUAUUGCAACUUUUUACUCAUAUUUUUACUUUAUUCAUGAAAAUUAUUUUUCCCCCUGUUUAAAUGAUUUUUUUUCUUGUAAUAUCACCAUUUUCUUGUAAUUAGUUUUGUUUACAUGACUCUUUGGCUUUCUUCUGGUAAUAGUAGAGGGUGUUUCGUAAAAUUUGAUAUCAUUCGAGAUGUAAAUAGGACAGUAACUACACAGCCAAGUUUAAUGAUACGAGACAGGGUUAAUGUUGUAACAAUGUAUGAUUUAUUCCUCCAAAUUUGAAUGAAAUUUUUCACAUAUGUUGAAUAUGCCAACAAAGAAGGGCUUGAACUGGCUUUUGGAAUGAUAUCAUUUUUUUUAAAUACCCUCUAUUAUUAUUAGUAUUAUUACUUUUGUUCUAUUCAGUGUGGACAAGAUAUUAUGCUUGUAAGAUACCACUAUGCUGUAUAUGUUGCUGUCUGGUCAUAUGUAUUGUCGCCACUAGAGGGCGUCAGUGUGUUGAACAUAUCUGUCGGUAAUGUGUCAUUGUCAUGUUUCUCAGGAGGACAUUUACGUCUUUUAUCAUUCAAUGAUGACAUUGAAAAGUGAAAACACGUGUAUAAGCUAUAAGGUGUUUGGCUGUUGAUGCUACAGAAAAAUCCCCACAAAAUUGAAAGGCUCCGCUAAGUAUUCUAACCCUGGAUUCACACAGGGAAUGUCUACAAAGAGGAAAAUGGCUUCCUCAGUGACAAUGUUCCUUGAUUUGAAGCUGUUAAGACUGAAAUAGAUCUGAACACAAAGGAA